This is a messenger RNA of Myzus persicae (green peach aphid), 934 nucleotides long. RefSeq lists its product as uncharacterized. The transcript is spliced from 2 exons. The annotation marks the transcript as partial. Lineage: Eukaryota; Metazoa; Arthropoda; Insecta; Hemiptera; Aphididae. The record is from RefSeq and is a predicted model, not a curated record.
AUUCAAACAGUAAUAUUCCUGAUUUUUUAGACGUAGGAGCAUUUAUUAAUGUUCGACCAAUUGCAGAUUACUUAAAGUACAAGUUACUGAAAUUUCCAUUCAAGCCAACCAGUUGUUAUAAUUUCAAAAAUGAUAUGAUCCCAGGUGCUAAACGAGGAUUCAGUGUUGGAUGUCUGGAUAAAUAUGAUUGGAUGGUUUAUUCUCCAACAUGUAAAGGAGUUUUAUGCAAAUUUUGUGUGUUAUUUAAGCCUACUCUUAAAAGAGGAUUCCAAUUGCAAUGUCAUAAAGAUUCAACAGCAUCAGCAAAAAUGUUUGAGGAUACAUUAACAUUUAAAAAAAAAACUGUGUUGGAACAAAUAGAUACUGGGUAUAACAGAGUUAUUGAAAAUAACCGAAAAAAGAUUAUCCCAAUUAUUAAAACAUUAAUAUACUGUGGAACACAUGAUAUUGCUAUAAGAUGUAAAUGUUCUGAUGAAGGAAAUUUUAUUGAUUUACUGAAGUUUCGAGUAGACUCUGGUGAUACAAUUUUGAUGAAUCAUUUUGAAACAUGUACAACUAAAACAAAAUAUGUGUCCCAUAGAAUACAGAAUGAGAUAAUAAGUAUUUGUGGUGAUGUUAUUCGCAACGAUAUAAUAUCUUGUAUCAAUGAUUCUUAUGUAUUUUCCUUGUUAGCUGAUGAAACUUCUGAUAUAAGCGGAAAAGAGCAAUUGUCAAUUGGUAUUCGUUAUUUCAACAUGCAAAGUUUUGAAAUUAGAGAAGAAUUUCUAGGUUUCACUGAAGUUCAAGACCUAAGUGCUGAAGGUAUUGCAAAUGCCUUAAUUAAUAUCACUAAUAAAUAUGGAUUAAGUUUGUCACAACUUAUUGGCCUUGGAUUUGACGGAUGCUCGACAAUGAGUGGUAGAAUAAAUGGAGUACAAAGUAUCAUACGACGCAA